This is a messenger RNA of Trichomonas vaginalis G3, 435 nucleotides long. RefSeq lists its product as uncharacterized. The coding region runs from base 1 to 435 and encodes 144 amino acids. NCBI's taxonomy places the organism in Eukaryota, Parabasalia, Trichomonadida, Trichomonadidae. The record is from RefSeq and is a predicted model, not a curated record. The transcript has a single exon.
AUGCAAAACAAUAAUGGUCCCAAGAAAUUCAUGGGCCUUGGCGGAAAUAUGUUUUCGAGAUCUAUGGUACAACCAUGGGGAAAUAUGCAACCUCCACAGUAUGCUCCAAUGCCGAUGUACGGAGGAUCAAUGAUCAUUGAUAAUUCCGAACAACAAAAAUCACUUCCUGAUAUAUACACGACCUGCCCAGAACUUAAGAAGUUCCAAAUGCCAAUUUUAAUAGCACAACCCACACCCAACGAGUUCAAUUUACCACCUCGUCAAAUUCCGAUGGCUAUGCCUCCACCACCACCGAUGGCUGCACCACCGCCAGUCUGGAGGCCACCACACAUUCAUACUCCCCGUCCACCGCCACAAGUCUAUAUGAAAUUUGAUCCUAAUGCACCAAUUAUUAGACCGUAUGUACUUUUUUAUCUGGAAGCUGAAUUUUAUUAG